UCCCAAAGAAGCUCCAGGAUGCGAGGUGUGUUCCUGACCUCCACUUGGUUGCUCUGCAGCAUAUUGCUACUUCCUUACCUCGCAAACGGCGAGGGAUUCAUGGAGGAGCCUGAUCUGGAGUAUCCCCUGUUCGACUAUGGAAACAUCCGCCUGCCGACGCCCUCCCGAGGCUUGUUGUAUCCGCGGGAAUCGGCCACCAGAGAGGUGCGCAGUCUGGACGGAAUGUGGCGCCUAGUCCGGAGUGAAGCGUCCGAUCCGUUUCAGGGCAUACGGGAAAAGUGGUACGAGAAUAGUUUGCGGAAGACGGGCAGGAACGUCUUGGCGAUGCCCGUGCCAGCUUCUUAUAAUGAUAUCACCACGGAUGACUUGAGGGACCAUGUGGGCACAGUGUGGUACGAGCGCACUUUCUUUGUGCCGCGCCUCUGGAAGGGAACCCAACGUACCUGGCUGAGAUUCGGCAGUGUACACUACUCGGCUCUGGUGUGGAUUAAUGGAAGAAAUGCCACCCAUCACUCAAUUGGCCACCUGCCCUUCGAGGCCGACAUAUCCAGUCUUCUUAACUUUGGUGGAGAAAACAGGAUCACCGUGAUGUGUGACAAUCGUUUGGGGAAUAGAACAAUUCCCCAGGGAUCGGUAAACAAUGUGAAAACGGACAACGGCUCCGUGCCGAUUCAGAGCUAUACCUUCGACUUCUUCAACUACGCAGGGAUUCACAGGAGCGUCCAUCUCUAUACGACACCUAUAGUUUAUAUAUCCGACCUGCAGGUCAGCUCCCAACUAACCUCAGAAGGUUUGGGUCGAAUUGACUAUCGGAUAUGGAUAGAUGGCAUCCAGGAAAGCCAUAUGGGGGUUAAUCUAUCACAUAUUCAUGUUCAGUUAAGGGACAGAGAAGACCAGGUGGCGGCUCAGCAGAUAAACAAAGGAAUCUACCACGGCACUCUGUUGGUGCCAGACCCUCAUCCUUGGUGGCCUUACCUCAUGCAUCCUGAUCCUGGCUACCUAUACGACCUUCAAUUUGAGCUGUUCGUUGAGACUAAUGAGGGGGAGGCAAAAGUUAUGCAAGAUUCCUAUCGGCUUCCUGUAGGAAUACGCAAUCUGAAGUGGAACAACGAGAGCUUGCUAUUAAAUGGAGUGCCCCUCUAUCUGCGAGGAUUUGGACGCCACGAGGAUGCCGAUAUCCGUGGAAAAGGCCUGGAUAAUGCCCUUCUUGCUAGGGACUUUAACCUGAUUAAGUGGAUAGGUGCUAAUGCCUAUCGCACCUCGCACUAUCCCUAUUCCGAGGAGUCCAUGCAGUUCGCCGAUGAACACGGCAUUAUGAUAAUCGAUGAAUGUCCCGGGGUGAAUAUUGAUAUCUUUGAGCCGCAGCUGCUGGAGAACCACAUGUCCUCCUUAGAGCAGCUCAUCCAUAGGGACAGGAAUCACCCUAGCGUCAUUGCCUGGUCGGUGGCCAACGAACCGAGAUCUUACAAGCCGGGAGCUUUAAAAUACUUUAAAUCCUUGGUUAAUUACACUCGCGGCAUAGCACAUGGUCGUCCACUGACAGCAGCAAUCAAUGCCAAUCCCAGCACUUGUCAUUUAACCCAGUUCUUGGACAUUGUGGGCUUUAAUCGGUAUAACUCUUGGUAUCAGAAUACCGGACGAACUGACAUGAUAGUUAAUCUUCUCACUGAUGAGGCGCAAAAAUGGCGGAAAACCUACGGAAAGCCUGUAAUUCAAUUCGAAUAUGGAGGAGACACCAUGGAGGGCAUGCACUCUCUUCCAGCCUUUGUUUGGUCGGAGGAGUACCAAGUGGAACUAUUCUCACGCCACUUCAUUGCCUUUGAUAAACUUCGGGCUGAGAAAUGGUUCAUUGGGGAGUUUGUGUGGAAUUUCGCUGACUUUCGAACAGCUCAAACUAUAACCCGUGUAGGAGGCAAUAAGAAGGGCGUAUUUACCAGGAACCGGCAGCCGAAGGAAGUCGCUUUUCUUCUUCGAAGACGUUACUUCGCCCUUGCCCAGGAGCUGCAUCAAUGCCAGCUGCCUGAGGAUCUCACUGUGUAUAUAUCGAAAAAAGUAAUCAGACAUCAAGAGCUUUAAAAAUGUGAGAAUUUCCAAUAGU
Molecule: messenger RNA, 2098 nt
Organism: Drosophila bipectinata
Lineage: Eukaryota; Metazoa; Arthropoda; Insecta; Diptera; Drosophilidae
Gene: betaGlu
Product: beta glucuronidase
Biological process (GO): carbohydrate metabolic process; glucuronoside catabolic process
Molecular function (GO): carbohydrate binding; beta-glucuronidase activity
Source: RefSeq, a predicted model, not a curated record